AUGUUUAAUGCGUUUUUUAAGAGAAAAGCGACUGAACCUGAAGCGCCAAAUGGAGAAAAUGAAAAAAACACAGAGGAAGCAAAUACAAAGGGAAUAAACCACCAUGGUGAUGGUGAAGACGGCUCUGCGAUGCAGGAUGAUGGACCCUCUCACGAUGACAGGAAAAGAAAACAACACAAGGGAAGAGAACAUAAAGACCAGGGGGAAUACAUGCGCAAGGGAUCAAAUGAUGAUUUUCGUAAAAAAAUGAAGGACGGCCAACCGAGUGCCUUCGCCGGCAGCAGCAACGAUGUUAUGAAUGCGGACCGGAGCUCUAGCUCGUGCGCCAAGUCGGACAGGAGUCGAGACGGGCACAGGCACAAGCGCAGGAAGAGGGACAGAAGCAGGAGUAGCAGCAGCCGACAUAGAAGUCGCAGUCGAAGUCGAAGCAGGAGUCGACACAGACACAGGCACCGAAGUCGAAGCCGACACAGACACAGGCACCGACACAUACAUCGGCACAGGAGCAGGAGUGGGGGAAAGGGCAGCGACAGAAGCACCGACGGGGAAAGAGACAGGCAUAGACACAAGCACGGACACAGAGACAGGCACAGGGAUAGGGAUAGGGACAGGGACCGAGAUCGAGAGCGAGAUAGGGACCGGGAUCGCGACCGCGACAGGCACAGACACAGACACCGAAGUCGAAGCCGCAGUCGCAGCAGGCACAGGCGCAGGGACGGGAGCACCAAGAGGCUCUCCAGCGGCAGGCACGACAGAAGCAGCAUAGGCAGUGCGGCAAACUCUGAACAUCAGGAGAGGCGUGCCAGGAGGAACAACUCCCCAGGUAGCGAAAGCAUGGAUGGAAAAUACAAUGAUGUAACAAAACGGAGUAGCAGAUACUCACACAAUGAUGGUAACCCUUCUGAGGAAAACAAUUCAGAGGACAAGGUGAAUCACCAUGGUGUCGCAAAUGAUAUAGUUGGUGGAGCACAGCAACACUUAAAUAAUAAUAAAAAAUAUAGUGACUCCUCUGAUGGGGAUAAUGAAGAAGAUUUGUCCGAAGGGGAAAUGCUAAAAAAAGUUAUGGGUAUAAGUGAAUUCAGUACGACAGACAAUAAAUGUCACAAUGAGACAGACCUGUCUGGCGUUAAUCGAAGGACCAAAAGGAAGUAUCGCCAAUAUAUGAACAGGCGGGGUGGCUUUAACAGACCCUUAUCCCCCGCCUUUUAG
This is a messenger RNA of Plasmodium fragile, 1209 nucleotides long. RefSeq lists its product as uncharacterized. Lineage: Eukaryota; Apicomplexa; Aconoidasida; Haemosporida; Plasmodiidae. Gene Ontology annotation, cellular component: precatalytic spliceosome. The transcript has a single exon. Gene Ontology annotation, biological process: RNA splicing. The coding region runs from base 1 to 1209 and encodes 402 amino acids. The record is from RefSeq and is a predicted model, not a curated record.